UGAUUUCUGAUUAUGUAAGCUCCUCUGCUAUAGUUUCAACUCUGUUGUUGCUGAAUCUUGGCCCCACUUUUCAAGCCUUCUCCUCCUAUAAAAACCCUUCAUUACAUAACCAAUGCUCUCCUACAUUCUCAGCUUUAUCUUCAAACUGAAGCCUCUUCAAACUAUAUUACUAUCACUUACUUAUUACCUUUCAUAUACAAUUAACUAUGAUUCCAUCAGAAGCUGCAGCACUUCACUACUUUGCUUCUGAAAAUACUUCACCUUUUCCUCUUGAUUUCAACUUCAUGCACAACAAUUUACCAUCACUACAGUUCAGCAGAUACUUAACCAAUCUACCAAAUUAUCCAACCACUUUUUCUGUUCAUGAUUUCAAUAAUCUUCCACCAUCUUGCAUCAGCGGUAACUCUACGUCUGAUGAAGCAGACGAGCAGCAACUUAGGAUCAUCGACGAGAGAAAGAAAAGGAGGAUGAUAUCUAAUAGGGAAUCAGCUAGAAGAUCAAGGAUGAGGAAACAAAGACACCUUGAUGAACUAUGGUCACAAGUUCUUUGUCUUAGGACGGAGAAUCGUAAUUUGAUCGAUAAGUUGAAUCAAGUCUCGGAUUGUCAUGAAAGAGUCCUUCAAGAAAAUGCAGAGUUAAAACAAGAGGCUUCCGAACUUCGUCAGAUGCUUACACAUCUCCAAAUUAACAGUCAUUUCCCUGAUUUAUUCGACCUCGACGAUGUUCCAUGCAACACUGCUCAUCUCAAAGCUGAAUCAUCAAACCUAUCCAUCACUCCCUGCACAAAUCUGCUUCACUGAAAAGAGAGAGAGAGAGCUGUUUUCUCUGUGUCAUUUUCUUCAUGUUGUUUAUUUUACAUGAAUGGCAAUGAGUCUUUAUUUCAGCAAAUGAGCAUCAUUUCAUAUA
Molecule: messenger RNA, 906 nt
Organism: Nicotiana attenuata
Lineage: Eukaryota; Viridiplantae; Streptophyta; Magnoliopsida; Solanales; Solanaceae
Product: basic leucine zipper 43-like
Exons: 1
Coding region: 207-800 (197 amino acids)
Biological process (GO): regulation of DNA-templated transcription
Molecular function (GO): DNA-binding transcription factor activity
Source: RefSeq, a predicted model, not a curated record